AUGUGCCACGAGGCAUUUGGAGGACAGCUCUCCGUCUCCCUCCCCCCCUCCCUCGCUCCCUACCUCCCCCGCACCCUGCUGGGCGCCUCGGAGCUGCUGCGCGCCGGGAGGAUGUCUCGGAGUCGUCGCAGGGACUCGCCGCCACCGUCGCCGCCUCCUCCACCGCUGCUGGGAGUGCGCAGAGUGGGCGAGAUGGAGCACGAGGAGGACGACCGGCCGGAGCGCGCGGAGCCGCUGACCGACGCGGAGCGGGAGAUCAUCCAGGACACGUGGGGGCGCGUGUACGAGAACUGCGAGGACGUGGGCGUGUCUGUGCUCAUAAGGUUCUUCGUGAACUUCCCGUCGGCCAAGCAGUACUUCAGCCAGUUCCAGGACAUGGAGGACCCGGAGGAGAUGGAGAGGAGCUCCCAGCUGAGGCACCACGCCCGCCGGGUGAUGAACGCCAUCAACACCGUGGUGGAGAACCUCCACGACCCGGAGAAGGUGUCUGCUGUGCUGGGUCUGGUAGGCAAGGCCCAUGCCCUCAAACACAAGGUGGAGCCCAUGUACUUCAAGAUCCUCAGUGGGGUGAUGUUGGAGGUUCUGUCAGAGGACUUCCCUGAGUAUUUCCCCGUCGAGGUGCAGGAGGUCUGGAGCAAGCUGAUGGGGGCGCUGUACUGGCACGUGACGGGCGCCUACACUGAGGUGGGCUGGGUCCAGGUGUCCAGCUCCGCAGUCUGA
Messenger RNA from Gadus chalcogrammus (walleye pollock), 720 nucleotides. RefSeq names its product cytoglobin 2 (gene cygb2). The record is from RefSeq and is a predicted model, not a curated record. The transcript has 4 exons. NCBI's taxonomy places the organism in Eukaryota, Metazoa, Chordata, Actinopteri, Gadiformes, Gadidae. Bases 1 to 720 code for a protein of 239 amino acids. Gene Ontology annotation, molecular function: oxygen binding; iron ion binding; heme binding. Gene Ontology annotation, biological process: oxygen transport.